ACGCGCACCCUACGCUCUCCUCCUCCACCAACUCCUCCUCGAGCCAAGAAACCAUCAAGCUAGCGAGGCCACCUCACCGGCCGCCAUGGAGAUCCCGCCGCUCUAACGGCGGCGCGUUCUUGCUCGUCGUCGGAGCUAGAGAUCGAUCGACCAAGCUAGCGUUUCUUCGAUUAGAUAUAGUCAUAUCUAUAUAGGUAGAAGGAUGGGUGUGCACUUGCUGAAGAGGCAGCAGUCAUCGGCGUCGGCGGGGGGCUCGUCGGCGGGGGGAGGGAUGCCGCCGAAGGGGUGCAUGGCGGUGAGGGUGGUGGGGCCCGGCGGCGUGGGCGGCGGCGGAGGAGGAGCGGAGGGAGAGAGGUUCGUGGUGCCGGUGGGUUAUCUGAAGCACCCGCUGUUCGUGGGGCUCCUCAAGGAGGCCGAGGAGGAGUUCGGGUUCGAGCAGAAGGGCGCCAUCACCAUCCCCUGCGGCGUCGACCACUUCCGCCGCGUCCAGGGCAUCAUCCACCACCAGAAGCACCACCACGGCGGCUCCCAUGGCGCCGGCGGCGCCGGCGCCGGCGGCCUCCUCUCCGGCCACGGCUCGUCGGGACACCACAACAACUUCCACAUCGCCGCCUGCUUCAGGGCCUGAUUGAGAUGAUCAUCAGAUGAUGAUGCAUGGUGUUUCUUUGGCUAGCUUCUCUCUCUCUUAGAUCGAUGGAUUAAUAAUACUUAGGGUUUUAAUUUCCUUUUGGUUAGGAAUUUAGUCAUGGUUUGUGAUGAUGAUCAAAAAGGAUCAUGCAUGCAUGAGCAGAUCUGUCAUGCAGCUGCGGGUUGUUCUCUGUUCAUCCUUAUAGGACUCUCUCUCUCUCUCUCUCUCUCUCUCCUAGUUAAGUUAGAUUGUGAUGAUGAUGAUGAUGAAAAUGGAGAUCAAAGGAUCUGUUCAAUCAAAACAAAAGAUGUUCCCUUUCUUCUUUUUCUUUA
Oryza sativa Japonica Group (Japanese rice) is the source of this 960-nucleotide messenger RNA. Its product is annotated as auxin-responsive protein SAUR32. Gene Ontology annotation, biological process: response to auxin. The record is from RefSeq and is a predicted model, not a curated record. Lineage: Eukaryota; Viridiplantae; Streptophyta; Magnoliopsida; Poales; Poaceae.